AUGACCACCAAGUCAACUCCUUCGCCGGCGCAUCUCGCUACGAGCGCACUAUUCACGCCUCCCGUACCGGUUACACCCGAAUCUUCAGUGCUGGCCGCAGAUGUCCCUCUUCCACCAAAUACCGUCGUGCUGUAUAAAGUCUGGCGACCCACGACACCCGACGCACUAGAGGCCGCGCGGCGUACGGUGACCACUUUGCGGGCCAGCGCGCCCGAAUCGGAUAUACUGGGAAAUGUGCUCUUCAGUAUCUCGAUGGAAAGGGGUGCCGAACAGCUCUACGUAUUCGCGGUCGACGCUUCCGAAGGACAGGCUCGGGCACGGAAGCAACUCGCCGAGCUCAAGUUGGACAAUAUGGAUGUCAUGGAAUCCGCGUCAUUCACCCCGGAUGGAAUAUUCCCUUGCUCACGCGCCUGUGCGGCCCAGCGCGCACCUUGCCCUUCAUGCCUCUCAUCGACAUCGAGCGCAGUACCCACGCCGUCAUCCUCCUCUUCGACUUCGCUGUCAGCCAGUGCGACAUUACUCCCACGACAACAUCUCAGGCUUCCAUACGCGUAUUUCUUACGAUCACUGGCGAACGCUUUGUCCGAGGAGAUGUGUAGCGGCAGCACGCCUCAGCUGAGGAUGUGCCGCUUUCGAGACGGUCUUGCACUGUUCCCGCCAGUUGCGCAAGGCGGAUGGGGCAUCGGAUGGGAACACCACGGAACGACGCGGGCGCUUGUGAACUGCACAUUUGAUGUGUCCCUCUCGCUUGAUCGCAUCUUGUUCACGCCACAACUACGCGCCUCGACGUACAAGCCGUUUGAGCCAGAAACACCACCAGAUCGAGGCGCACCCAUCAUACUCUUACCAAAUGGCACUCCGGCGUACUACCUCUCGGAUUAUACGGGGCCCCGUUCUGCCCUCACGGAACACUAUCGUGCUGCACUGGCGGAUCGAUGUUGCGGCCCGUGGGACUCCUCGAUCAAUUCCCCUUCCUCGGCAGCCAGUAGUAGCGGGAGCGAGAACGGCAAGGAGUGCGAAUCUGGCAAUCCCCUUUACGUCGUGGCGUGGAUCGUGGUGCAGAACAAACAUGGCGAGGACAAAGGCGUAGCCGUAGUAUGGCCAGCGUCACUGACGCUCGCACAUAUUCCCUCGUUGACUUCAGGAAUGCCAGCGAGUGCCAGUACCUUCACACCUUUGGCAUACACUCCUGUCCUACCGCCAGAACUACAAUCCGCGCCACCAGCUCCUGCCGCCCCCGCACCAAACAGUCUCGCUUCUGCAUCUACAGAGGCACCACCUCCACAAUCUACACUUCCUCUACCCGAGCGUGUCCGGCCAGCGACAACACCAGGAGUGCGAUCGGUCGGCAUAUUUGCUCUUGCGUUACAUACGCCCGGCCAAGCCGACGUGAAGCGAGUGGCGACAACCGUCGGGACAUUCGUGGAUGAAGCUGUCAAGCAACGCGACGCGGAGAUACAGAAACGCCGGGAGGCUUCUGCCGCGAGCUCUACAACGGCCACGAGCGGUGGUGCCGCCAGUGGAUCCUCGCGAACUGCUGGGAGGCCGAGCGUCAGUACGUCUGCAUCACCGGCCGCUGCAUCUAUGGCGGCCGCAACUGCAACUUCUGCCGUAACGGCUGGGCAACCCUUUUAUCCAUCCCCCGUCACGAGUGGUGCGCCGACGAAUCCACAGCCCGAGCCCGUGCCGCCUCCAAUACCAAUACCGGAGCCGCAGACGCAAACUCAGCCAACGACCUUCGAUACGUUUGACGGAUUCGAUACCUUCGGAGAUUGGGGAAACGGCGACUAUCUCACGUCGGGCAUGAAUGGGUUGAACACGGGAAUGGACAUGAAUAUGAACCUCAGUGGACAGGCUCUCAACAUGAACAUGAACAUGGACUUGGGAAAUAACACCAAUCUCAAUGCGCCCAAUGACCUCAGCAAGAACAGCUGGGAUCUAGGCGGAUCCGACGAUAUCUUUACCGAUGCAGACUUCGACUUCUGGGGUGCAUCGGCUCCUGCGCCCAAACCCGCGCCGCGGCCUUCGCUCAGCCUCAGUACAAGCGGUGGCACCGGGCUUACGCCGGGAGCUGGUCCGGCGCCUCUGGGCGGAAUGUUCGAUCAUGUAGCGGCGUCUGGUCCUGGGCCACCUUCCGCUUCGGCGAUGACACCUUCUGCAUCGGCAUGGUUGCCUCCCUCGACGCCAACGAAUCUUGUGCUUCCUUCGUCCAUUUCAGUAUCGUUCGAUCCUACUCCGCUCACAGCCGUCCUACAACCUUCGAUGUCGCCUGAACGACCAGUGGUGGAACAGGAGCCUGAAUCGUUCCAACCACCUCUCGCAACGGACGGGUACGGACCUAUCUCGUUUGCCCCUACGCUGGCGGCGCGGGAUGGGAAGUACGCUGAGGGCAAGUUCGCAUUCACUGGUGGUCUACCGAGUCCCCCAGAAGAAGACAUGCUACCCUACACUCCUACAUCCAGUUCUCUCCCUGCUCCAACCCCGCGUCGAGCUUCGGCAUCCUUCGUAAACGGAUCAGCGCUACUUCCGCCGCGCGUAUCCAGUCUAUCCGCCCCACGCCCGUCCAUGACAACUCGCGCUUCGUCUCUUCUUGCACCGACGCCCAGAUCAGCUACGUACUCAGCCACUUUACCAAGUACACCAAGUGCGACGUCCAUCUCCGCACCUGCACCGGUACCUUGGCAUCUACGCUAUACAGCUGCGACAGACCCACGUCCGCGCAUCGUUCGAGCCUUGAAGCGUAAAGCGACUGGUCAGGGGUUGAGAGAUCGGCCUCGCUCGAAUAGCGCUGCCUGGCAUGACGUUUGGGAGGACGAUCUGGAUGAUGAGGACGAGGAGGAGGUACCGGCUACUAGCGACGAGGAGAGCAGCGAUGACGACGAGAGCGAAGAAGGCGAAGGUGUGGGAGAUGAGGGACAGAGCAGAGCACGAACCCCGUUACCCGCGUACUUGUCCGCUGGCCCGUCGCUUCUUGCCAGCAACUUCUCGCAUGCGUACCUUCUUUCUCUAGCUUCACAAAUGCGCCCUGUCGCAUCGACACCGUUCGCAUCGUCUGCAUCCACUCCUCCGGCGACUGGCGCAGCGAGCGUGCCUACACCUGUUUCUCCCGCUGCAUUGAUGGGUGCAGCGAGCGAGAAGGCGAAGAGCCUCGAAGCGGCAGCUCAGCUGCUGGCCCGCGAAGUGGUCGAAAGCGCAGUGUGGGCGGAGGCGUGGGAAGCGAGCGCGCUGUGCGAGGACGACGCCUGCAAGGCAGCCCAGCGCGAGGUGUGGCCAGCGGAUAUCGCGCGCGUACUCAGUGCGUUGCAGCGCGUGCGGGGUCUACGCGCACCCGUAAACCUUGCGACUGCGCUCAUCGAAACUCCGCGACGAAAGGACGGGGAAGAUGUGGUGAUGGGAGACUCAUCUCAGUCCGACGCAGCGAAGCUUCAGAUCAAGACUUUCGGAAGUAUGGCAUUGGCUGUGAGCAAAGGUUCGGCUAUUAUUGCCAUACAACCUUCUGCACUGCGAUUUUGGCAUAAGCUGGGGCUCGGACCACGAUCGGGCCCAAAGGAUGUUGUGGCCUACGUGUUCUUCGAGGAUGUGCCGGAUGGGAGGAUGGAUCUUGCGGGCGAGUGGUUAAAGCGCUUGGGCGAGACGUACAAGUCAGCCAAUCUCGGAAAGCAUACUCCUGGACGCGCGGCUGGGUGUGCGCGAGAUGGAAUUGUGCCUGUGCACUUUGACACAUUCCGAAAGACCCUGACUGAAUUCGUAGGAGGUCUUGAAUCGACAACAACCAACUACGUCUUCUACAUUGUGGCGCCGGCGCGCAUCACGACUCUAUCUUCGCCUGUCCUUCGUCAAGUCUUCUCGGCCGUCAAGCGGGCACAGAAGGCGUAUUGUGAAGCCCAGAUCCUCUUCCAGUUUCUUCCAGUACACCUUGUCUUCUCGCCGCAUCAGAGGGACCAACUCUACUUUGCGUGCUCUGUCUACGACCGUGUAGCCCGGCCGGCCGAUCGCGCUAUGAGUCGCAGGUUCUUCGACCAUGGACCCCGCGUCAGGACCUUAGUGCGCGAGCCAGCGUUUGCAAUAGCUCCGGGUUACCCCUACGUGAACUUCAACCGGGAUCAUCCGAUUCAAACGCUUAAUGUCGUAUAUCGGCAAUCGUUUCUUCAUGUCGCAUAUGGGGUCGCUGGUCGCUGGUUGGUGGCAGCCGCCUCGGACGAGCGUGGGACAGCACAUGACCUCGAGGUGUGGGCGUUACAGGAGCCAGAGCCUGCGCACUUCAUCGCGAGCACUGUAUGGUCGUUCGCCAAGAGGUUUGCUACUCGUGCAAGCACGGACUGGCGUAUGUUCAUCAUCAGAGCGGGGAUGAUGGGGGCUGAGGAGGUAAAUGCUUGGGCAGACACCAUUGAGCUCUCUCUGCCAGCUAUCACUCUUCCUAUGCACGUCUCUCUCGCCGUUUACGAGACGGCCUGCGCGCCCGCCUUCCUUCCUGGCCCCACUACUCUUCCGCCGUCAAGCUCUGUAGGCGUCAAGCAGAUCCUCGCGGACGGUGGUCUACGUGUGUAUGCUUUGCCGCGUAUCUCAUGCGCGGCUCUCGCCGCACCUCUCACAGACGACGUGCAACCGUUCGUUCAAGACCCCUCGAGAGAGAGCGCCCCUGCCACCCCUUCGCACACACAACAUACAAACUCAUCUGCGUCACCCGCUCCAAUCUACAACUCGUUCUCAUCAGCUCCACAUCCCGAAUAUUUACGGCCACUUCGAUCCGCGGCGUUCGUACACGCCCCCACCAACGGAACACCAGCUCUUGCUCGUAUACACGUCUUGUACGAGACAGCAUCUGCGCACGCGACAUUCCACAAGAGCAAGGCUCGGUCUCUGGAGGAAGAACUCGUGAUGUUCAACGCUCUAAGUACACUCGCGCUGGCGAGAGGUAUGCAAUCUGAAGGAUUGCCUUGGCAUCUUGCGGCCGUGCGCGUCAUGGCUACGGCCCUAAGUGCUGUCAAUGCUGGAGAAUAG
Molecule: messenger RNA, 5001 nt
Organism: Peniophora sp. CBMAI 1063
Lineage: Eukaryota; Fungi; Basidiomycota; Agaricomycetes; Russulales; Peniophoraceae
Source: the annotation of a GenBank genome assembly